AUGACGACGCAUCAUCCGUUUGCAUCUGAUGGACUUGCACAUUCGCCUGAUAAGAUGUUCAACGUCAGAAAGGUUACUAUCUUGACAUGCAUGCUGCAAGUUAUACCACUGAGCGUAUGUUUUAAGUCGGAUGGAGAAGUUGCUGACUUCAUCCUACAAGACUACAAAGCCCAUCACAAACCCAGCGAUGUGGUUAACAUUAGUAUUGAAGCGGGAUUAGUAUCUAUACAAGAACUGGACAACAAAAAGCAGUUUCUUAGCAGCACCAUGUGGAUGGUCCUCUCGUGGAACGAUCAACGACUUGUUUGGAAUGCUUCAUUUAGCUCGCAGAAAAGUAUUCUUGUGGACUCGAACAAAUUUUGGAAACCUGAACUGAUCAUAGGAAAUAGUAUCACGGAUCAAGCGCUAAUGCAUAAUGGAGGGUCUCUGUUGGUUACGAGUCAAGGAAAUAUCCGAUGGCUUCUCGCAGGAACAACAGAAACCAGAUGCCUCAUCAACAUUUACAAGUUUCCCUUUGAUACCCAGACGUGUGAAAUUGUAAUAGUUAGAUGGUUCGGUAGCAACAAUAAAAUACACAUCUCCAGUGAAACAGAUGUUGAUUUGGAACAAUUUGAAGAGAAUGGCGAGUUUGAAAUUUCUCCUGGUGACAUGCGUUACAUAAGUGGCGGUUACAGCGGAGAGUUGAUAUGUAUACCCAUCAAUUUGAAGAGACGUCCUCUGUUCUACAUCUUCACCAUCCUGCUCCCCGUUGUCCACCUCUACUUCCUCAACAGCUUCGUGUUCCUCCUGCCUUCACAGAGCGGAGAGAAGACCAGCGUUGCCGUGUCUAUCCUCCUCAGCUUCCAACUGUUUCUGUCCAUCAUCAGAGAUUCCCUGCCCGAGAACUCCCUGACCGUCAGCUUCUUCGGCCUCUACGUGUCUUUGGCCAAUUUCACCAGUGUCCUCAUUGUCGUUGUCAACAUCAUCAUUCUGAAAAUGAAAGUGAAUCUACCACCGAAAUGGAUCUUAAGAAUGUGUAAAACAUUCGGUGGCAAUGUCGAGGAUGAAGAGCAGACAAGACCAAGGUGGGAAGAUAUUGAAACUAAACUGAACAAGAAGUGUUUCCUAUGCUUUUUUAUGUUUAGUAGUGUUGUAAGUGCUGUGGUCCUUGGAAUGCUGACGAGAUAA
This is a messenger RNA of Haliotis rubra (blacklip abalone), 1167 nucleotides long. RefSeq names its product neuronal acetylcholine receptor subunit alpha-3-like. NCBI's taxonomy places the organism in Eukaryota, Metazoa, Mollusca, Gastropoda, Lepetellida, Haliotidae. The record is from RefSeq and is a predicted model, not a curated record. The coding region runs from base 1 to 1167 and encodes 388 amino acids. The transcript has a single exon. Gene Ontology annotation, cellular component: membrane; synapse; neuron projection. Gene Ontology annotation, biological process: signal transduction; monoatomic ion transmembrane transport; chemical synaptic transmission. Gene Ontology annotation, molecular function: neurotransmitter receptor activity; extracellular ligand-gated monoatomic ion channel activity; transmembrane signaling receptor activity.